CCUUGGACCGCCUCUUAAAACCCUAAAUACAAUUUCUCAUUCUUUAUCCCUGCCCCCGCCCCUUCCCUUACUUUUGCAAUGGCUGGAGAAGCAGGAAUGUUUACGGUACACCAAACUGUAGGUAGUGUGCUAUGUUGCAAAUGUGGUAUCCUGAUGCCCCCAAAUGCUGCAAAUAUGUGUGUCAAAUGUCUACGUUCUGAAGUAGAUAUAACAGAGGGUCUUCAAAAGCAUGUUAUCAUCAUUCACUGUCCUGAAUGUGAUUGCUACUUGCAGCCACCUAGGACUUGGCUUAAAGCCCAAGUAGAAUCAAAAGAACUCUUGACGUUCUGUGUUAAGAGGUUGAAGAAUUUGAAUAAAGUAAGGUUGAUUCAUGCAGAGUUUAUCUGGACUGAACCUCACUCCAAAAGGAUUAAAGUCAAGCUGAGAGUUCAAAAAGAGGUUAUGAAUGGUGCAAUUCUUGAACAAGCUUAUAUGGUCGAGUAUGUGGUUCAGGAUCAGAUGUGUGAGUCGUGUUCUAGAGUUCAAGCCAACCCAGAUCAAUGGGUGGCUGCUGUGCAGCUAAGACAACAUGUUUCCCACAGGCGGACUUUCUUUUAUUUGGAGCAGCUUAUUCUCAAACAUGAUGCUGCUGUUAGGGCUAUAAGAAUUAAACAAAUGGAUCGUGGGAUUGAUUUCUUUUUCUCUAACCGUAGUCAUGCUAUUAAGUUUGUGGAGUUCAUGCAGAAAGUUGUCCCAAUUAAGAGCCGUAGUGACAAGCAACUUGUGUCGCAAGAUUCUAAAAACAAUAGCUAUAACUACAAAUAUACCUUUUCUGUUGAAAUUUGCCCAAUCUGUCGUGAAGAUUUGAUUUGUCUCCCGCCUAAACUUGCCGUUAGUCUUGGAAACCUUGGCCCAAUUGUCAUCUGCACAAAAGUUACCAACAGUAUCGCUUUGCUGGAUCCGCUGACUCUAAGGCACUGUUUUCUUGAUGCUGAGCAAUACUGGAGGACAUCUUUCACUUCACUUCUUUCUUCUAAACAGCUUGUGGAAUAUGUAGUCUUAGAUGUUGAUCUGAUUUCAUCAGAGGUUCAGAUUGGUGGUUCAAAGUAUAUGAUGGCUGAUGUUCAGGUGGCUCGUGUGUCUGAUUUUGGGAAGAAUGAUACCAUGUUUUUUAUUAGGACUCAUUUGGGACAUCUUUUGAGUCCCGGUGAUUAUGCUCUUGGUUAUGAUAUGCAUUCUGCUAACAGUAAUGAUGUGGAUCUUGACAAAUAUAAAGGUCUUGUGAUUCCUGAAGUUAUUUUAGUUAAGAAAAGUUAUGAAGAAAACAGGCAAAGGAAGCGUGGAAAACCUCGUGCUUGGAAGCUUAAAAGAAUCAAUAUGGAGGUUGAUGCGAGUGAGACUAGGGGUAGAGCCGAUGAAGAAAAGACAAACAAAGAUUAUGAACAGUUCUUGAUUGAUCUUGAAGAGAACCCUGAUAUAAGAUUUAAUAUCUCUUUGUAUCGAGACAAAGAAUAUCAGCCAUCAGAAAUGGGUUCCGUGGCUGAUGGUGAGGAUGCGCCUUCUGUGCCAUUAGAAGAGCUGCUUGAUGACCUCAAAUUAGAUGACAUAAAUAUAGAAGAUGCUGAAGAUGAAGAUAUGAACGAAUAAUCAAAUUUGGAACAAGCUACAGUUCAAUCCGUAUGUGUUAGGUUGAGUGUUCUUUUUAUGUACUGUUUAUUUGCUUUCUAUUGUGAAAAUCUAUGAAAAAGCUUUGGCAGUUUUGAUAUCGUCUUUAAAAUUUAUAAUCUAAUAAAGUUCUUUAUGUUGCGGUUUUUAUAAGAA
This is a messenger RNA of Erigeron canadensis, 1800 nucleotides long. Its product is annotated as 60S ribosomal export protein NMD3-like. Gene Ontology annotation, molecular function: ribosomal large subunit binding. Gene Ontology annotation, biological process: ribosomal large subunit export from nucleus. The coding region runs from base 79 to 1626 and encodes 515 amino acids. The record is from RefSeq and is a predicted model, not a curated record. NCBI's taxonomy places the organism in Eukaryota, Viridiplantae, Streptophyta, Magnoliopsida, Asterales, Asteraceae. Gene Ontology annotation, cellular component: cytoplasm; nucleus. The transcript has 2 exons.